GCCGAGCAUCGAGUCUCGCCACCCUGGAAUGUAUUCUCCAGAAAAGAGGCUCAGCGUAGAUGUGUGCGGCUAUACUUCUCAACCCCGUCGCCGCCGUCCGGUGGGCGAUAGCAGAGAGCAGUUCAUCGUGGGGUGCUCGACGGAACUCAGUUAUUGUGCGACGUCGGGCCGCACGUGCGUUGCAUGUGCUGCUUUCUGAAUCGCGACUGCAUACAGGAAGUGCGCAUGUAGUUGGAAUUGCUAACUACGAAGCGAAUUGCCGUGUGCGAUGGUCGGGAUUACCUCUGCUAUGCUGUGCUGUGCUAUGCUGUGCUGUGCUAUGCUGUGCUGUGCUAUGCUGUGCUGUGCCGUGGGAUGAAACUUGCUCGUCGAGCAGGCGAGGCGAGGCGGGUCAAAAUUUGCGAGGCCACAGAGACAAUAACUAUGUAGAGCACCGGUCGACACACUGGCACCGGUCGACACACUGUGCGGCAGUUUGGGUCGGAAGCUACGAGGACAAAGGCGAGCCUACCAGGUACUAGUUCUUUCGAGAAUGGAGUUAUGGCUGGUGGUUAGUCAUAUACGAUCCUUAGCUGUUAGCUGGCAAACAUGUUAGUUUGUCACGUUUCCCCAAAGAACUCGCUUUGAGAUUCACUAGUCCUUGGGAUGACUUGUGAGCUUUAGUUUCGCGGACCCUUUACUGUUUUGCGGUCUAACUCUUUACCUCUCUCUCUCUUUCACACAGGGAGCGAUGGCGAAGAGUACGCAGGGCUCAGGAACGCGCAGCGUCACGCUUCCUUCUUCUGUCAGUGGAGUAAGGGAGGGGAACGGUGAUGGAGGAGCGAUGUCGGAGAGCACGCAGAGCGCACGGAUUCCUUCUUCUGUCAGCGGAGUAAGUUCGCGUGUUCUCGUCCGUCCUUCAAGCCGACUUCCGUUGUCAAUCAGUCUGUGGACGGUGCCGUGCGUGGUGGUUGGUGGAUACGUUUUUUUUUCGUUUUUUAACUUUUGUUUUAUGCCCGUGUCUUCUUUCUUUUUUCCUGUUUCGACCGUAGAGUGUGAAAUCGCCCCAUAUCCCUUUGCAUAUUUUGCUCGACUGGGAAUCAAUCAUCUGUUGCGUGAUUCUCUGAGCUCUCCUUCCGCUCCUCCAUUUCCUGUUCGCUUUCAAGUGACUAACUUUUGGAGCGCUUGUGGCUGUCGUUUGUACGACUUGCCAUUCGGCUGAAAGUUAUGACCUUCGGCGAAAUUCAGGGCAGAAAAUGGGGUGACGUGUCCCUCGUAUACUUAAGGAAGUUGUGAAGGUGCCGCAGAAAGAUGCGGUUGAGCGGUUUUAGCACUCUUCGGAACUUUCUUUCGGCGGCUGUUUUGAGCGCUGACGUGGCUCUAAGAUGAGAGGAGAAUCCGUUCGUAAGCUGAUGAGUGUUUACCGUGUAGUGAGGAGGGAAGACGUUCUCCAUUGCUAGUGCAAUUGGACUUCGCUGAUUAAUGGAAUGUGCCGUUAGCUUAUGGGAGCUCUUUUCUUCUUUAAUCGAUGCCAACCACCGUGUAUAUCUGCUUUCCCUACUUCGUCGGUAGUUGUGUUGGUUGCCCACUCAGUCGUCGUACUGUCGUUCUUCUGUUCUCACGACGGCGGCGAGCGCAAAAUCGCCCACCGCAGCUAAGCGAGUCCGAAGCCAGUUGGAUUAUCUCGAUCCAGUUUGAGAGUGACAGAUCGCUCGUCGCGCUGCCCUAAUGGCUGAGGACUCCGGGAAGGUUAUUUUUAGCUUGACGGUAGACGAACGGCUCUGGACUCUGACAAUUCUAUUUUUAGACUGCCGGUAGCGGGGCGUCCUUGGCCGACAUUUUGCAUCGGGAGGCCGCGCCCCAGGGGUUCUACAGAGGACGACCCUCCUCUUCAAACCUUGUCCUUCCUUUCGCUUGUAGUCGGACAAAGGUGGUGUACACACCUCUUCCUCUGUGAUCCCGUGUGGCCGUUUUUGACCGUGAUGGCGCUUACGUGCUAGGUUACUUUCCCUCUCGACGGAAUUAAGGUAUGGACGAGUUUUAACAAAUCAAGGAUAAGAGAUGAGGGAAAUCCACGUGGUGUUGUUGCGGGUCUCUUUUCUCGUGGUGGCAUCCCUCUUUUGCCUGUUCCAUGAAGUAUGCGAUCAAUUUUGUCUGCGCCAUCAGUUGUCUUCUUGACGUCAGCCAUGAUGGAUAUUUAUCUCCACGCAGAUCGGUUCUCUUUUAGGUGUGUCGUUUUUGGUAUUCUUCCCUCAGUUGUCUUGUUGACGUCAGCCUUGGGGAGGUUUUGAUCCGAGCGUGGAGGGAAUUCGCAGAACCUCACGUUUCUUGUUCAAUCAUGCUGAAGACCCCUGAGGGAUUUGUUUUGUUCAAUGCUGAAGACGCCUCAAGGAGGAGUUGUUCACAUCAGGAAAGAAGAGAAUAAGUGCGUCCGGAGAGAGAGAGAGAGGAGGACUAUCAAAUACUCCAGGUUGCGAUCUCUGGUGUGCGAAGGGGUCAAGGGUCCCAGCGAGGGCACUGAUGCAAAAUGAGGAGAGACGGUAAUGUGAGAGAAUUAAUGGCAGCAAGUGCAUCUAAGACGGUGUGAAAAUCUCAAUAAAACAGACAAGACUGUGGGGAUGGCUGUGGGUAUAACUGCGACAGAAGGGAGGCCACUGAUGGACGAGAGAGCCCUGUGAAGCUUGGAACUUUGUUCCUGAGCCAUCAUGAAGAUAGUCUGCAAUUGCAAGAGAAGCUGAAGUCUGUUGUUUGAGAAAAGCUCAGGGUUAAAAUUGGAAAUUAACCCCGUUCUGUACGUGGACUGAGGAGAAGGAUCGUUCUCCGCGAUCCUUGACAGAGAGAGAGAGAGAACACGGUUGCCAGCAUGCCUAAUAAUAACAUCCGACAUGGAAGAGAGAGAGAGAGAGAGAGAGAGAGAGAGAGAGAGAGAGAGAGAGAGAGAGAGAGAGAGAGAGAGAGAGAGAGAGAGAGAGAGAGAGAGAGNGAGAGAGAGAGAGAGAGAGAGAGAGAGAGAGAGAGAGAGAGAGAGAGAGAGAGAGAGAGAGAGAGAACGGUUGCCAGCAUGCCAAGUAAUAACAUCCAGCAUGGAAGAUCAGACAUGCAGGAGUAGUGUACAGACAUGUUGUUGCUGGACAGUUCGGUGGCCUCCUGCGAAUGUCGAACCUUGGGAUAAUUUCUGGUUUUCAGGGGGUGACCAGAGUUUAAGUGGGAUAACUCUGGGUUAUAUUCUCUUUUCCUUUCGAGGACUUAUUCUGUUAUAAGCUAAGAUGAUAAGAUGAAGCCCUUCUGUGUGCCUUUAUCGUCCGUCUGAAAGGGAUCAAUCACUUCCGCCCCUUUCCCAUUUCCAACCCCAGCUUCAAUAGUUUUCAAUGUCACUUGUCUUCUCCCUCUGGCAAUUUCUGGCAAUUGCUUUUCACUAAGACAACAGCCUUUCUUCCUCCUUUCCUUUGGCACUUGAAGCCAGAUGGCACGUUUCUAUUUUGGGGGUGCACCUGACCUUGGGGAUCCUUAGGCAGACCUCAUCUCUGUUCCAUUCUGCUCUGUCUGCUGUCAUUCUCGAGCGCGUGGGAUCUGUUGUCCAUUUCUGUUACUGCGACGGUUGCUUUCUUUUUGUUCUUUUCUUUUUUUUCUUUUAAAUGAAAAAUUCAACUGAACAGCUGCAGACUAAGGGCAUAUUCACACUGUGACUUUUUUCCUACUUAUUUAUGGACGCAAUUGAUGUCAGAUGCCUCCACGUCCGGCGCAUAAAUGCCUGCGGUCAGAUACAUCUGAGAUACAGCUAGUGUGAGUACGCCCUAAGGACAGUAUGGCAAGGCCAAUGCUGUGCUUCUGUUUAUUUUGUGUAAUUUACUUUCAAGUGUUCCCUGCCUAUUACCGAAACCCCGUUGCCUUCCUGGUCACGUACCAUCCCGACACCAUCUUUAGCAAGGGAAAAGAAAAAGAUAGUUUUCUGCGAUGACCGGGAUGUUGGAGGUGAGGUUUAUUAUGACGUCGGCAGGUCUGAUUUUAAGGUCUUUAAAGUUUAAAGUGAAUUCAAGGGUGUGAAUCACAGAGGCACAGUGGAAGACUGCUCAAACUGAAACUGUACUUGGAAAAGCUGGAUGCCGAAUAAUGAAGUCCUAUUGUCACG
Molecule: messenger RNA, 4108 nt
Organism: Chara braunii
Lineage: Eukaryota; Viridiplantae; Streptophyta; Charophyceae; Charales; Characeae
Source: the annotation of a GenBank genome assembly